UCCUCCGUUUGUUUUUGGGACUCCACUUUUUAAAUAUAAAUAUAUUUUAUUAUUAUUAAAUUCAGAAGAUUAAGAAAACUGUUAUUCUGCAAAAAAAUUUACAGCCAUAUUAAUUUUGUUUUAUUUUUGUACAGUAAUAACAGGCUACUGUAAGAUUAAGGUGUCGCUGUCGCCCGACCCAUCGCUGUGGUUCGCCCCUGUCAGUGUGAGUGCGCGCGCGUACAUGCGUGUGUCUGUGUGUGUGUCUGUGUGUGUGUGCGUGUUUUACAGGAGCAGCGGCUCGCUGUUGAGGAUUACUACUGAUAAUACGCAGUAGACUUCUAGCUGUCAAACUGACAACUAUGUGUUGGACAGAGCAGCCAGUUUGUUGACAUUUAUUCACUUUGCUUUGCGCGUCUUCUUCUCCUUGUGGAUUAUCGCUGCCCAGCAACACAGACGGACUGGGAGACAGACAGACAGGGAGACAGACAGACAGGGAGACAGACAGACACCUGACAACUCUGAAUGUCGUAAUUAAGAUGAAUCAAUAAGUCAGCAAUGGAGACCAAGGAAUACCAAAGCUUCUUUGAUGGAGAGGAUUCAGAAAACAAAUGGUCUCAAGCCCCCGGCAGUAUGGAGUACUGCUGCAGCACAGAGGACUCAAGUCUGACAAGCAGCGAUAUCCUGAUGGACAUGGUCAACGUCAGUUGCCCUGCUGGAAGCCCGACUGCCGACAGCAAAGACAAAAACACUAAGAAGCAGGAGCAGCCAAUGCUUCAGCUCAGCCAGAGCCAGCCAUUUGUUCUCCCGCACUUCAACAACUCCCUGCUUGGUCACAAGCAGGAAAUGGACUCCAAGGAGCUUUCCAAGACUGUAGCUGAGUCCAUGGGCCUGUAUAUGAAUGCUGCCAGGGAGGCGGACUUUGCUUUUAGCCAACACGGAGGCGGCGCAAGCCCGGGAAAGCUUUAUCCCGUUUGUGGAAGACCCCUCGAAGAAAACAAGUGUGGCUCCACAAAGAGCCCUAAGUUAAAGCCAUUUGGCUUCCAGCAGACCAGCGUCACCCCUAGAGAAUGCAGCACUGGGACUCCAGUUAGCUCAGCAUCUAUGCUUGCUUCCUCUCUGUCUUGCAGUCCCAGGACCUCCAGCUGCAUUUCCAGCCCUGGAGGGAGUAACAACAUGGUGUCGUCUACCACCAGCCCUCCUACAUGUUUCGGACAGUUAUGCUCGUCUGCCAGUAGUCCUGGAAGCCAGACUUCAUGUGCUGCCACUCUAGCCAACAUCAAGCGCAGGAAUUCAGCCACUUGUAGCCCUGUGGAAUCCAGCACUGUUGGGUCACCACCACUCACCAGCCCCCUAAAUGUCAUGAGGUCACCCAUGUCCAGCCCACAGAGCAUGAGUAGUGUGAGAUCACCACCAUCCUGCAGCACUACAUGUAACAUCAGGUCGUCUGUUUCAAGCCCUGCAGGUGGCAGCUGUACUGGCACUACCAGUAACACAGUAAGACCCUCCAUAUCUAGUCCAGCCACAGGGGGGGCUAUGCCUGUCAGCAGCCCCCAGAACCCCUCUUCUACUGGGUUUCCUGUGUCCAGUCCUGCUGGGGGACUGGGAUUAGUGCAGAAUGACUCUAACAGCCCAGAAGCGGCAGGGGUGACCAGAGACACAGACUUUAAAAACUUUGAGUUUCCUAAAGUAGAGAUGGCUGACAGGGAGGCGUUCAGCAUUGGUUUGGACCAAAUGGGCAUGGUUAAGUACAUUAAGAAUGAGCCUGGGACUGACUUCAGGAGCACAUGUUUGGGCAGCUCCAAAUGUAACGUGAGCAGCACCCCUUUUAUCACGCAGAUCAAGACUGAGCCAAACAAAAGUGAGGGAUGUGUGAACCAGCAGUCCUACAGUGAACAGUCACCAUCUCUUGGCCUCUUCCCUGCAUCUGAGACCACAUAUCUGUCCUUGAGGAAUAACAUUGAUGAAUACAGUCUUUCUGGGAUCCUAGGACCCCCUGUGUCUUCUGUGAAUGGGAGCUACGAGGCAGACUUGUUCUCCAGCGUCAUGUCUAAAGGGGUUAAGCAGGAGUCCACUGACGACAGCUAUUACCAGGAGAAUAACAACAUGUCUACGUCCGCCAUUGUUGGAGUUAAUUCCGGAGGACACUCAUUCCAUUACCAAAUUGGAGCACAGGGAGCAAUGUCCUUCACACGGCAUGAUGUGAGAGACCAGUCCAACCCAUUGUUGAACCUGAUUUCACCUGUAACGGCAUUAAUGGAGUCAUGGAAAUCUCGACCAGGCAUGUCACAGGGGUCUCUGUCAGGCAGAAGUGAGGGAUACUCUGGACCGAACUGCAUCGCUGACAGCAUGUCCAGCUCGCCACUCAGACAACCCUCGUCGACGGCCAAAGUAUGUCUGGUUUGUGGGGACGAGGCAUCAGGGUGUCACUACGGCGUCGUGACGUGUGGAAGCUGCAAGGUCUUCUUCAAAAGAGCUGUGGAAGGCCAGCACAACUACCUGUGUGCUGGAAGAAAUGACUGCAUCAUUGACAAGAUCCGAAGGAAAAACUGUCCGGCAUGUCGUGUACGGAAGUGCCUCCAGGCUGGGAUGAACCUUGGAGCACGGAAAUCUAAAAAGUUGAAGCUGAAGGGAGUUAGCGAAGACCUGCAGAGCUCUAAAGAUGGCCAGAUAGCCUCAGGUGGCAUCGGAGGUGGUUACCUGUCCUCAGAAAAGGAGCUGAACACCAGCGCUGCCAAUGCCCUCGUGCCCCACGGGCCCGGGGUGGUCGCACCUUUCCUGCCCCCCUCCAUCAGCAGCGUGUUGGAGCUGAUCGAGCCUGAAGAGGUGUAUUCCGGCUACGACAACACGCAGCCCGACACAACCGACCACCUGCUGUCCAGUCUCAACCGCCUGGCCGGAAAGCAGAUGGUACGCAUGGUGAAGUGGGCCAAAGUACUUCCAGGUUUCCGUGGCCUGCCCAUUGAGGACCAGAUCACCCUGAUCCAGUACUCAUGGAUGUGUUUGUCCUCCUUCUGCCUCAGCUGGCGCUCCUACAAACACACCAACGGACAGAUGCUUUACUUUGCUCCGGAUCUCAUCUUUAACGAGGACCGCAUGCGGCAGUCGGCCAUGUACGACCUGUGUCUGGGCAUGAGACAAGUGAGCCAGGAGUUUGUUCGAUUGCAGCUAACAUACGAUGAGUUCUUGUCAAUGAAGGUCCUCCUGCUUCUUAGCACAGUUCCUAAAGAGGGUCUGAAGAACCAGGCGGCGUUCGAUGAGAUGAGGGUUAAUUACAUCAAGGAGCUCCGGCGUUCGGUAGGAAAAGCGACCAACAACUCGGGCCAAACCUGGCAGCGCUUCUUCCAGCUCACCAAGCUGCUGGACGCCAUGCAUGAUCUCGUGGGGAACUUGUUGGACUUUUGUUUCUACACCUUUCGGGAGUCGCAGGCCCUAAAAGUGGAAUUCCCUGAAAUGCUGGUGGAGAUCAUCAGUGACCAGAUACCAAAGGUGGAGUCAGGCCUCACUCACACAAUCUACUUCCACAAGAAGUGACUUUGCCACUCAGCUUGAAUGAAACCGACAUGAAGCACUGGAAAAGAGGAGAAAGAGGUUCAUGAACAGGGGGAAAAACAAACAAAAAAAAAGAAAAAUAGGCAAGAUUGAACCUGACCUGGUGGCCCUCGCCCUGUUGUCCUGUGUCUCCGAGACCUCGAGUGGGACGACAAGAGUUCAGUGACGUGGCGACGGAAGCAAAACACGGGAGGAUGUCAUCCUGCAGUCACUAUGAGAACUUCAGAACUGUGAAUAGUUGGGAGAAGUCACAUCUGACGAGUAAAUUGUGACGAAGCAUUCAGAUGUACGCCCAUGCAAUCCUGCCCCAAAGAUAACAGUAUUUUUUAAGGAGAUAAAGCCAUAAGUCACUUAGAAUGCAUUAGGCUCACAGAAGAGUUGAAGGAAAACGAUACACUAAUGUCCACACGCCUUCACACACAUCUAAAUGAGAUCCGCUCGCAAAUCUAGCAAAAGAUUUUUACGAAUAUAUUAAAUCUAGCUUAUGCAGUCUUUCAAACUUAAUAGCACUAGGAGCAAAUAAACCAGUACUAACAUUAGCUUUUCAACAUAGCAUAGCAGGUGAACUACAGGGCAUAGAAGUGUACACGAAGGCACAGACGUUUUGAACGGUACACUGCAAAAACUGUCCAUCUUACCAAAUUUUAAAAUCUUAUA
This is a messenger RNA of Austrofundulus limnaeus, 4188 nucleotides long. RefSeq names its product nuclear receptor subfamily 3, group C, member 2 (gene nr3c2). The transcript has 9 exons. Gene Ontology annotation, biological process: regulation of DNA-templated transcription. Lineage: Eukaryota; Metazoa; Chordata; Actinopteri; Cyprinodontiformes; Rivulidae. The record is from RefSeq and is a predicted model, not a curated record. Gene Ontology annotation, molecular function: sequence-specific DNA binding; DNA-binding transcription factor activity; zinc ion binding. The coding region runs from base 538 to 3513 and encodes 991 amino acids.